AGGGGGGACCCCGGUGAGGACAUGCAAUAACUAACCAAGAGAACCAGAUACGAGAGGACAGAAAAUGGACAGGAUGUGGAAAAAUGAGCAAGGCAGUGCUACUGUCGAGUGGUGCGGUGGGAUUCUUUUUUAGUGUCUAAACACUUGUAAGAACCUGUGAGUUGAUAUGUUAGUAUAACCUGUGUUGUUAUAAGUGAUCCCAGCACAAGUAAUUAAAGUCUAUAAUGUUUCUAUCGAACUGACUGAUAUGGUUUGAUUUUCAUACAGGACCAUUAAAAAUUUCUUGUUGUGGAACAAAAGGAUUUUGACCUCCGUCUUCCUUUGACAAGACCCAGGCAUGGACGAAACAGACACGCUGCAAAAGGACUCGACAGAACUUUAUUUAAGUGAACUGAAAAAUGAAAAGAAUAAAGUCAAAAAGGCAAAGAUACCGAAGGUUGGCCCCAUUGGACUGUUUAGGUUUGCAGAUGGCUUAGACGUUGUACUGAUCGUCUUCGGGACAGUGAUGUCGAUGGUCCAUGGGCUAACGUUCCCCCUUAUGUGUGUAAUAUUUGGGAAUGUGGCGGACACCUUUGUACUGUACUCAAGAAUGUCUAAAAUCAACACCAGCCAUGCCAGUGAGUUCAUAGAGACGGUAACAAUUAGCUACGUAUCUAACAUGACAAUGGAGAACAUAACACUUUAUCUAUUUUCAGAUUCCACCACCAUAAUUCCGAACAACACCUUGCAGGAAAACAUUACUAGUUUUGCCAUCUACUACAGCAUCAUCGGUGCGAUAUUGAUGGUGGCUGCCUACAUACAGGCUGCUUUCUUUGCACUGGCUGCCGGGCGGCAGAUCAAACGCAUUCGCACGCAUUUUUUCCACAGUAUCAUGCGACAGAACAUCGGCUGGUUUGAUGUCAACGAGACAGCAACACUCAACACUCGUCUCGUUGAUGAUAUCUGUAAGAUCCAAGAGGGUAUAGGAGACAAGAUGGGGAUGCUAAUCCAGUCCGUUUCCACGUUCAUCUUAUCCAUCAUCAUCGGUUUCAGUAUAGGAUGGAAACUCGCUCUGGUCAUCUUGGCCAUCUGCCCCUUGCUAGGCCUUUCAGCAGCACUUUUUACUAGGGUAGUGACGUCAUACACUUCUAAAGAACAGGCUGCUUAUGCCAAAGCGGGUGCAGUGGCAGAGGAGGUGCUUUCUGCCAUCAGGACCGUGUUUGCCUUCAAUGGUCAGCAAAAAGAGCUCGAGAGAUAUCGUAAGAGUUUGGAGGCCGCAAAGAAAAUGGGAGUAGAGAGGUUGAUAAGUUCAAACUUGAUCAUGGGCUUUACCUUUAUGCUGAUGUACCUGUCUUAUGCUCUGGCCUUCUGGUAUGGGAGUACACGCAUUCUGAGUGAAGAUAAAGAAUACACCCUUGGAACUGUACUCACAGUUUUAUUCACUUUGCUCGCUGGAACAUUCGCCUUGGGGCAAACUUCACCUAACCUCGAGGCCUUUGUCAUUGCCCAAGGAGCAGCACACCAAUUGUACACCAUCAUUGACAGAAAACCACCUAUCGACAGCUCUUCGGAAAGUGGCUUCAAGCCUGACUCAGUCAAUGGAAACAUAGAGUUCAAGAACAUUCACUUCAACUACCCCUCAAGGCCAGGAGUCAAAGUAUUAAACAACAUGUCCCUGAGUGUGAAGAGUGGACAGACCAUCGCCUUAGUGGGAAGCAGUGGCUGUGGUAAAAGCACCACCGUCCAGCUGUUGCAGAGGUUCUAUGAUCCUCAGGAGGGAUCUAUAUCUAUUGAUGAUCAUGACAUCCGUUCUCUCAAUAUCCGCUACCUGCGAGGGAUGAUUGGCGUGGUGAGUCAAGAGCCUGUCCUUUUUGCUACUACCAUCGCUGAAAACAUUCGAGGUGGACGAACCAAUGUAACACAGCAUGAAUUAGAGCAAGCUGCCAAGGAGGCCAACGCUUAUGACUUCAUCAUGAACCUUCCCGAUAAGUUUGAGACGCUGGUUGGGGACCGAGGGACUCAGAUGAGUGGAGGUCAGAAGCAGAGAAUUGCAAUUGCUCGGGCGCUCGUCCGUCAACCCAAAAUCCUUUUGCUGGACGAAGCAACAUCUGCUCUUGAUUCUGAGAGUGAGACUAUUGUGCAGGCUGCACUCGACAAGGUCAGACUGGGUCGUACCACCAUAAUUGUGGCCCAUCGUCUCUCAACUAUCAGAAAUGCCGAUAUGAUUGCUGGUUUCCAACAUGGAGAGGUUGUAGAGCUGGGGACUCAUAGUCAACUGAUGGGAAAAAAGGGUGUCUAUCAUACUCUCAUUACUAUGCAGAUGUUUCAGAAAGCUAAGGAUGAGGAUCAGCAGAAUUGUGAGCAUAAUGACAAACGCUUACCAGCCAAAACUUCUUCUGAAUCUUCCACAUAUAGGUGGAAGUCUACAAAAAGUUCUUCCUCCGCUGGUGUAGAGCAAAACAAAGAGAGUGAAAAUUUGGUGGAUGACAAAGACCAAACAGAAGAGGUUGAAAAUGGUCCACCUUCUAUGUUUCUCAAAGUGAUGCGUUUCAACCUUUCUGAGUGGCCUUACAUUUUGUUGGGGAUCAUUUCUGCUGCAAUCACUGGAAUAUCUCAGCCUGUGUACGCAGUCCUCAUUUCAGAGUUCAUCAGUCUGUUUACUGAGCUUGAUCAAGAGAUGAAAAAAAAAAAAACAGAAUUCCUUUGCCUCAUGUUUGCUGCUGCUGGAUUUGUAGUGUUUUUCACUGUGUUUCUACAGGGUUUUUGUUUUGGUAAAGCUGGAGAGAUCCUGACCAUGAAACUGAGACUUGCAGCUUUCAAGGCUAUGAUGAGGCAGGACCUUGGCUGGUUUGAUGACCCCAAAAAUAGUGUUGGUGCACUCACAACAAGGCUGGCGUCAGACUCUGCUGAAGUAAAAGGGGUUACCGGACUACGUUUGGCCACAUUGGUCAAGAUUAUAUCCAAUAUGGGCAGCAGUGUAAUUAUCUCCUUUGUGUAUGGCUGGGAGCUGACCCUGUUUAUACUGGUGUUAGUGCCAAUCUUGGCAGUGGCUGGAGCUUUAAAGAUUCAGAUGCUGACUGGUAAAACAGCAAAGGUCAAGAAGGAGCUGGAGAAGGCUGGAAAGAUUGUUACAGACGCCAUCGAGAAUAUCCGUACAGUUGCAUCUCUGACUAGUGAACCCAAGUUUGAAUCUUUGUAUGAGAAUAGCCUCGAAGUUCUAUACAAAAACUCAGAGGAAAUGGCCCAUGUGCAUGGUUUUGUCUUUGGUUUCUCCCAAGCCUUGCUUUGUUUUGGUUAUGCCGGAUGUUUCUUGUUUGGAGCUUGGCUCAUUGAGCACGGCAGGAUGGACGUUCAGGCACUAUUUCUAGUGAUCCUGUCAAUUAUAUAUGGUUCAAUAUCUGUUGGAGAGGCCCAUUCCCUUGCUCCAAACUAUGCAAAUGCCAAAAUAUCAGCUGCUCACAUCAUGAUGCUUCUGAACACACAGCCUGCUAUUGAUAAUCUCUCACAUGAUGGACAGUCAUUGGACCAAUUUGAUGGGAAUGUGCACUUGGAGGAUGUUACAUUUAAUUACCCGACACGCCCUGAUGUACCCGUCCUCAGAGGGCUGAAUUUGAAGGUGAGCAAAGGGGAGACACUGGCCCUAUUAGGAACCAGCGGCUGUGGAAAAAGCACCACUAUCCAGCUCCUGGAGAGGUUCUAUGACACCAAGGAAGGGAACAUGAGGUUUGAUUCUGUAAGCGUGAAAGAGCUGAACAUCCACUGGCUGAGGUCUCAGAUAGGUAUUGUGUCCCAGGAGCCUGUGCUCUUUGACUGCAGCUUGGCUGAAAACAUCGCCUAUGGAGACAACAGUCGUACUGUAACUAUAGAGGAGAUCAAGGCAGCUGCUGAAGCAGCCAACAUUCACAGCUUCAUAGAAAACUUGCCAAAGAAGUACGACACUCAGGCAGGCGAUAAGGGGACCCAGCUGUCUGGUGGUCAAAAACAACGAAUAGCAAUAGCUCGAGCCAUCCUUCGUAACCCCAAACUGUUGCUUCUGGAUGAGGCCACGUCUGCACUCGACACUGAGAGUGAGAAGGUGGUGCAAGAGGCGUUGGACAAAGCGAGGCAGGGCAGGACGUGUAUUGUUAUAGCCCACCGUCUGUCCACCAUCCAAAACGCAGACCGCAUCGCUGUCUUUCAGGGAGGGGUGGUGGUUGAACAAGGGACGCACCAGCAGCUGCUAGCCAAAAAGGGAGUCUAUCACAUGCUGGUCACUAAACAGUUGGGCUAUGGGAGGAAAUAAUCGAGAGUAAUUCAGUGACUGUACUAUAUGCUGACAUCGGAGAGGGGAUGUAUUGGACUGUUCAGAAGUCAGUCACAGGACUGAUAUAAAUGCAUGUUUUUGGACAGUGGAACGAAGCCAAGGUAUUCAGACAACUCAUGCUUUGAUUAGUGCACAGGUUACUUCUAUUAUUGUUCACAAAUCAAUCAUCACAAAUCAUCAGUUAAAGAUAGGUAAUGAGGCAAUCCAUACAUUGUCUCGACAUAGAAAGUACUAAUGUUAAAACUGUAUGAACAUUUAGUCCAAGUUUCAUUGACAUAUGAACGCAUGAUGAGGAGCCACAGGAUCCAAGUGUGAAAAGGAUUGGACCAAAUAAGGAUGACCAACAGAUCAAUAUUUUGCACAUUAACUAAUGUGCAGUAACAUGGGUUAAUGGAAACUAUUUGUUUCAAGGUUAUGUACCUCCUUAACUUAAAUCAAACUUAGCCAACGUCCUCAAAUAAUGGCCUCAACUCAAAUGAAUCACUGUGUGCGUCAUCCACCGCAGCGCAAAUAAACACCUUUUCUUUUCCACCAAAGAAAUGGAUGCAUGACUUCUACUACCACGACGUGUCACAGUAAAAGGUUUACCACAAUAACAUAACAGUCGCAUUGUUUCACUUCAUUCAUUUGUUCAUUCAUAACCAUUUGUACAAAUACAUUUCCAUAAUACUAAUUUUGCAGAUUGUAUCAGUAAAAUAAUAUACCACGGUACAAUAUCCAAUCAUAUAUAUUUAAUAUACAGUACAAGUAAUACACAAUCUAUUUUAAGUAGCAUUAUUUGUGGGGGGAAAUGAUAUUACACAUACUAUGAUUAAACUUGGAUUUCAUGUUGUGAUAAAAGUGCAUUUGUACGAAUAAAGUCCUAUUCUGUAAUACAGUAAAUGCCUUACCUCUAAUAAAUGCCCGUUACUCUGUGCAGUUGAGUAAAUGAAGGCCUCUGGCCACUAUUCAAGGAAAUUAGCUCAAAUAAGACAACAGAGACCCCAGACUGUUGAACAGCUAAAGCUGUACAUCAAGCAAGAAUGGGAAAGAAUUCCACCUACAAAGCUUCAACAAUUAGUGUCCUCAGUUCCCAAACGUUUAUUGAAUGUUGUUAAAAGAAAAGGUGAUGUAACACAGUUGUAAACAUGACCCUGUCCCAGCUUUUUUUGGAACGUAUUGCAGCCAUAAGUUAAUGAUUAUUUGCUAAAAACAAUAGAGUUUAUCAGUUUGAACAUUAAAUAUCUUGUCUUUGUAGUGUAUUCAAUUAAAUAUAGGACGAACAUGAUUUGCAAAUCAUUGUAUUCUGUUUUUAUUCAUGUUUAACACAACAUCCCAACUUCAUUGGAAUUGGGGUUGUACAAGUGGGAAUUGACAAUGAAAUGCUAUAUAUUGAGUACUUUGUGUCAUGUUGUAUGGGUGACGAUAUAUGAAUACGUUAUGCAUACAUGGACCAUUUUAGAAAAGAUUGAUCAGAUGUGAGUUUUUACCCCGCAGAGCAGGAGAGUGUGUUGGCUAAUAAGUUAUUGCAAGUUAUCUCCAUAGUAACACACGGGAAACGCUGUGAUGGUAAAGCGAUGGUAAAAUGUUCUCGCUAAAAUGGGGAAGUAAAACUGGAAUAAACAGUUAAAGUGCAGUUCAGAAGUGACAUUUUUGACAAAGGACCUAAAAUUGAGUGAACUGGUUCUGACAUCCUCCUUUUGGCCAAAUAAGCCAAGAGGGUGAAUCAGACCCUUAAGGACAGCAGUCCUUUAUAAGUAAAAAACCUCUGCUUUUAGCGCUCUUUGCCGUCGGCCAGCAUCUGAAGUACAACGGAAGUUCUUAUUCUCCCAUCUAUCUUUGUGUAAGAUGCAGGAUGAUUAGAGACAGCUUCUAAAAAGAUUGCCAAAUGUUUUUUUCUAGCUAAGAUUAGAUGAAGACAAAUAGAGCAGUUAUGCUAUAGCCUCAGAUACAAGAGCCCUUGACCUUUCUCCUCAUAACCCCUAUCUAAUAAUACAAUUUUGAAGAACAAGCUCGUCGGAGGAAUGCUCGACUUGAUCAAUCGAAUAUUCCUAUUUGGAAUUAGAUAUUACUAUUUUUAUUUGCAUUUCAUUUUAAUGUUUUGGAAUUUCACAUUUUGGACUGUUUUCAUUUACAAUUGAAAGAGACUUAGAAUGUUACCAACUUUUUCCUUGAACUGAUGUUUUUGGACUUUUGGUUUUCAUCUCAGAGGAUCGGCUUGAAAUAUUUGAUCUCAUUUAUGAGUGAGUAGAUGUUUCAUAUACAGCUCCUUUUUGUGAAUUUUAUUAUUUGAUGCUUUUCCCCUUGCCGAAUACGAUUCAUUAAAGUGUCUUUUU
Phyllopteryx taeniolatus (common seadragon) is the source of this 6597-nucleotide messenger RNA. Its product is annotated as ATP-dependent translocase ABCB1-like. Gene Ontology annotation, molecular function: ATP hydrolysis activity; ABC-type transporter activity; ATP binding. The record is from RefSeq and is a predicted model, not a curated record. Gene Ontology annotation, cellular component: membrane. Gene Ontology annotation, biological process: transmembrane transport. Lineage: Eukaryota; Metazoa; Chordata; Actinopteri; Syngnathiformes; Syngnathidae.